Messenger RNA from Branchiostoma belcheri (Belcher's lancelet), 1755 nucleotides. Its product is annotated as ephrin type-A receptor 8-like. Gene Ontology annotation, cellular component: signaling receptor complex. Gene Ontology annotation, molecular function: ATP binding; transmembrane receptor protein tyrosine kinase activity. Gene Ontology annotation, biological process: cell surface receptor protein tyrosine kinase signaling pathway; multicellular organism development; positive regulation of kinase activity. The record is from RefSeq and is a predicted model, not a curated record. Lineage: Eukaryota; Metazoa; Chordata; Leptocardii; Amphioxiformes; Branchiostomatidae.
GUGUACCAGCUCGGCAUCCUGCUGGACAAGGGACAUCGACCUAGAAAACAAGUUCUUUCGGCCAUCAGUGACUUCAGCAAGACAGACUUUAAGUCAUACAUGAACAAAGGGCUCGUGGCCAGCUACACAGUGCAGUUUGCCCAAAGUGCUGUGAAAUACCUGCAGGAUAUCUCCAAACGCAAGGACAGCGGGUUCACGCACGUAGAGAAACUAGCGCAAAUGGUGGAGUACCAGACAGAAGGAACCUACAAGGAGCUACUGAAGUCUCUCCGUGACGUAACGACUGACAAAAAGAAGCACUUCUCAACUGAGAUAUUCCUGCAUAUCCUUAAGAAGAAGGUUAUGCGAGUGGAAGAUGCCAGCACCAUCUUCCUAGACGUUCUGCAGAAGGUACUUGAUGCCAUCCUAAAGACCAAGAAGAUGGAUAAGGUGUGCAGGAGUGGACUACUCAUCGUGGGGACCCAGAUCUUAGUCCACAUCGCCUCUAACCAUACCAACCCAGGCAUCCGUGAACAGGCUGUCAACGGCAGCUACACGAACAACAUGACCGGUCUGCGUCAGCUAUGGGACUACGAAGACAAGAAAUGGCAGGAAGUGGCAUCAGAAGUGUCUGACCUCUGCACCCCUCUGUGUUUCAUGUCGAAAGAUGAGGCUGUCAUUCGCGCAGUUGCCGACCGUUUUUUUACUGAAACGUCUACCAGUCAGAGGCAAAGCUUUGAUCCCGAAGAGGUCCCGUACCAGAACGACCAGCUCAACCAGGCCAAAAUGUUACCAGUAAUGAUGAAAAGCAUCAGGCAUCAUCUGUAUGAAGAUGGCGAGAUUUUGACUGUCGAAGAGUCUCAGACUGCGAGCGGCGGAGCCGCCAUCUCAAUCAAAGGCCGGAUGUCAGACAUGGACGUCUUGAUCAAGGUUACAAGGCACAGCACGCGAGAAGACCUGGUGAGUAAAGAGUCUGGUGGCCUGAGGAAAGAGAUCCGCGUCUUGAGAGGAUUGAAUCAUCCAAACGUGAUCAACGUCUUGGCCGCGCACGAUGGCCCAACCCCGCCAUCCUACCUGAUAACACCGCGGGUGCAGGAGGAGACUCUCAUAGACCACGUCAUCGGCUUGCGGAGGGCUGUCCCUACCGACGUAAUUGUAACGUUGGUCGAUGCCUGCAGACAGAUAUCUGAGGCCGUGAUCUACCUUUCUACCAAAGCAAAAGUCGUGCAUCGAGACAUCAUGGCGGCGAACUGCCUGUGCCGUGUCCUCCCCAACGGCAAGAUGCACUGUCACCUGACGAACUUUGAACUAGCCCGAACCAUGAAGAGGUGUGGAAGUGAGGCGAGGCAGGGGACGAAGUACGAGUGUCCGGGAAACCCAGAGGACCCCAUAGCCUACCGCUGGUCAGCACCGGAGUCUCUGACACACGACAUCUUCACAAGUGCCUCCGAGGUGUGGAUGCUGGCGUGCCUCAUCUAUGAGGUCCUAACGCUCGGGGUACAUCCGUUCCCAGAAUGUGAAGAUCCCAGGGGAAUGAAGGACUAUCUAAAUGCUGGUGAGCGGACUGAACAGCCGUCUUGCCUUUCCAAGCUGGACGAAAAAAGCCGCAUCUACCAGUUCCUAUGGAUGUGUUGGAGCGCUGAGCCGGCGGACAGACCAUCUCCGGAGGAUGUGCGGACGUUCUUGGAGAAAACAGCAAGGAGACACUCUAAAGGAGAUUUCUCUCACGUGUUCGUGUCUCCUCCAACGCUAAGGGCUGAAAGUAUCAUGCGGCGG